AUGAAAAAUCUGUUUAGGGCAAAAGGUCUAUGGAGUUUGGUGGAGAUUGGUUUUGAAGAGCCAAGAGAAGGGACGAGACUAAUUGAAACACAACAAGCACAACUCGAGGAUGCUAGAAUCAAGGAUCAUCAAGUCAAGCAUUAUCUGUUGCAAGCAAUUGAUCGAACUAUUUUUGAACAAAUCUUGGAUCGUCACACAGCCAAGAUCGUUUGGGACUCAAUGAAGCGGAAAUUUGGAGGAAAUUUGAAGGUGCAGAAAUCUCUUCUUAACUCUUUAAGAAGAGAGUUUGAGGUUUUAGCAAUGAAGAGGAAUGAAACCAUCACUGAGUAUUUCGCAAGAGUGAUGAUGGUCUCAAAUAAGAUGAGAAGUAAUGGAGAAGAUAUGCCUGACAGGAAAAUGGUUGAAAAAUUUUUACGAACUCUAACUGACAAGUUCACAUAUGUUGUAGUAUCCAUCGAAGGAUCAAAAGAUACUGACAACAUGUCUAUCGAUGAAUUACAUAGUUCAUUAGUGGUGCAUGAACAAAAAUUCCAUCGACCAAGCAAUGAUAAUGAGGAUCAAGUUCUCAAAGUAGAAGGUCAUUCAGGAACAAGCAAUAGAGGGAGAGCACCCUACCGGGGAAGGGGACAUGGAAGAGGAAGAACAACUUUCAACAAAGCAACUGUUGAACAACUACAUGAAGCCAAAAGGAGCGAUGCAUGGUUCUUGGAUUCUGGAUGUUCAAAUCACAUGUGUGGAAAUCAGGAUUUGUUUUCAAGCUUGGACACAACUUUCUCUUACAUUGUCAAGCUUGGAAAUAAUACAAGAAUGAGGGUCACUGGAAAAGGGGAUUGUGAAAUUAUUCUUGCAGGGAGUUUGUUAUUCCAUUGGUAA
This is a messenger RNA of Solanum verrucosum, 873 nucleotides long. RefSeq lists its product as uncharacterized. The record is from RefSeq and is a predicted model, not a curated record. The coding region runs from base 1 to 873 and encodes 290 amino acids. The transcript has 2 exons. Lineage: Eukaryota; Viridiplantae; Streptophyta; Magnoliopsida; Solanales; Solanaceae.